Messenger RNA from Cimex lectularius (bed bug), 2983 nucleotides. RefSeq lists its product as uncharacterized. The record is from RefSeq and is a predicted model, not a curated record. Gene Ontology annotation, biological process: chromatin remodeling; regulation of transcription by RNA polymerase II. The transcript has 11 exons. Gene Ontology annotation, molecular function: DNA-binding transcription factor activity, RNA polymerase II-specific; RNA polymerase II cis-regulatory region sequence-specific DNA binding. NCBI's taxonomy places the organism in Eukaryota, Metazoa, Arthropoda, Insecta, Hemiptera, Cimicidae. The coding region runs from base 93 to 2108 and encodes 671 amino acids.
GGCCGGCUCUCAGUAUCGUAUCGCCUCUCGAGCUCACUCCGUGUUUCUGUUCGAACGAUGCCUCAGUUCUGAACAUUCUUAGAUUUACGACGAUGGACUUUCAGAGUGCUAUGGAAACUUUCGCCGAGGCUUGGGUCGCUGCUAACAUCAAACCGGAAAUCAACCAAAACGGACCGCAGAGUGAAGCUCUUGAACUGACGACAAGGGAGCGGACCGGGAGCCCGGAAACUCCAUCUAGUCCACGAGCACCUGUACAGCCGACUGCACCGUCGUCACCUCCGCCGUUCGACGACAAAACUCCAUCAGGGCGUUCGUUACCCGUUCACUGCGUCGUCGAAACCGUAUGGAGCGUCGAGCACUUGGGCAGGAGCUGCGGUCAGAGGAGGCCGGCGUUGGAAGUCGACAGUUAUGUCAUCAUUCCUGUCAACACCACCCUGCAGGAUUUGGUGUCCGUCGCGUUGCACAGACUCGGCUACUCGAAAGACAACGCCGCGGCCGCUAAAGGUUCUGUUGUUAUUAAAAACUGGAAACCAUUGAGUUUUGAAAAAAUCGCCGAGAGCCCGCUUAUGACCGUCGGAGACAUACUCGGGGAGUUGUCAACUAUAGCUACUCUUAGGAUUCAAAUAUUUAGAAGUCGCCCGAACGCUUUGUCCGACAUGAAAGACAAAUUGCUUAGACUUCUUCUUGUACAGUCGCAUUCUAUGCUGCUUUCUUCCGGCUGCCCGUUGGACGAAAAUGUCGUUUCCCAGCUUAUCAGGACCAGUUCCAUCGGGCCGAACGGCAGCGGCCAGCCUUCCCUGGAACAGCCCAGCGAAGAGACAAGAAGGAAAUUCGACCAGUGGUGGGCGGUGCAACAAGCGAGACUGGUGAGGCCACCGAUUUCUUGGUAUUCUUCGCCGCCACCGCAAGUCCACGAUCGCAAGCCGCUCAUGGACAAGCCUCAGGAAAAUCACGUUCAUCCAGCACUACAGACGGUACAAAACCAGUAUCCAACGCCGAAGACAAGAAUGAGGACUAGCUUCGACCCCGAGCUAGAGCUUCCUAAAUUGCAAAGAUGGUUUAUGGAAAACCAACAUCCGAGUAGACAACAGAUUCAACAAUAUGUGAGGGAAUUGAACAGCUUGGAAUCUAGAAGAGGGAGAAAACCUCUUGAUGUCAACAACGUUGUUUAUUGGUUCAAAAAUGCGCGUGCAGCCCAGAAAAGGGCUGAAGUAAGGAGUGUCACUCCAGGUAUGCAUUGCCAUCUUCUUUUGAACGGUUACAACAGCAACAGCCAAAGCCCCAGCGACACAGGGAUGAUGACGAAAAGCCCAGCCAGCACAAACCAAGACGACGACGAUGAAAUCGAACCGCAUUCGCCUGCACCACUUUCUUUGACCACAAAUCGAAGCCCAUCUCCUCGAAAUAAAGAAUCGCCGUCCCCGGCGGAAAACACACAGCAGGGUGAGGAAAACAAGGACGACCCUGAAGGUCACAGGGCGUCGUCGGAGGCGAUAAGCGAUUCUCAGAACAACAACACCUCGUCGAAGGAGGAACAGCACGAGGUGUCCGAAGAAGAAGAGGAGGAGAUGGACGAAGUGAUGUCGGAGGUGGAGGAUAACAAGGAGGACAAGAUAGAAGUGAAAACGGAAGGCGGCGCAGGGGGCGGCGAAACCCCUCGCCCAGGAUUUCCUAUUGUUCCCAACUCGAUGUUCAGCCACAGCAUAAUGUACAUGAGCCACUAUUUCCCUGGGCUCACACCUCCCCCAUCACAUCAUCACGCACAGAUGAAUUUGUCGGCAUUGGCAGACGAACGGAGGAAGCGGAAUCGGACGUUCAUCGACCCGGUGAGCGAGGUGCCCCGGCUUGAGCAGUGGUUCGCCCUCAACACCCACCCAUCGCACAACUUGAUCCUGAAGUACACGGACGACUUGAACAGGAUGCCGUACAGGCAGAAGUUCCCACCUCUCGAGCCGAAGAACGUGCAGUUCUGGUUCAAAAACCGGAGGGCCAAGUGCAAGAGGCUCAAGAUGUCGCUGUUCGACACCCCGUCGAACGCCAUUCAGCAGCCGCCGUACCACCAUCACCUUUCCGCGGCACUCUCCGGCGACCACUACCAAGCCCAUUAGAACUUGCAAAAACCGUUAUAUAUUUGUAUUGUAAAGCACUUUCUAGAUUUUUCUUCACAUUCUAUGUGAUCGAGUAUAUAUAAAUAAAUAUAUAUAAAUAUUAUAUAAUUAAUAUAUGUGAAUCUUUACUUUGUAAAUGUAUAAGUUUGUCUUUUUUAAGAUUUGUUAAGUUUUUCGUUUUGUUUAUAUAAGUAAAUAAUAUUUGGCUCCAGAUCUGUACCGGGAUUCAUGUAAUUCCUGGAAUAAAAGCACAACUCGAUUUAAAAAAAAAAAAUUGCUUUCUAAUUUUAUUUUAAUCUAAUAUACUAUUCCUUUGAAUUAUUUUGUAUUCGUAUAAAUCAAAUGCCAAAUAAAGCGAACCACCAGGUUCGUUGAUAUAUGACAAUAUUUAUUUUAAAGGCAAACUAUAUUUAUUUGGCUUCAUUGUUGGAGGGCGUUUUAUAGAUCGCAAUUGUUGAUGUAAAUUUUUUUUCUUUUGUUAUAUUGUAGAUCUCCGGAUAAUUGUUGAUCUCUGUUGUACAUUCCAUAUGUGAUCGAAAACUAUUCAUGCCCGCAUGUUCCUCGGGUCGACCAUUAUAUUUGUGUUAUUGUUUGUCGUAAUUAUUAAAAUGAAAAAUGUACAAAUGUUAACACUAUCCCCGUCCCUUUCCUAAUCGUUCUUUAAACUAUUGUACUAUCCAAAGAGCUAUUAUUUUUUCUUUAAAUAUAUAUAUGCAUACAUAAAUAUAUAUAAAUCCUAAACCCACACCGCAAUUAAUAUUGUGGUAAAUCCAAGCUUCCUUGAAAACAUUAAUGUAUUACUAAUGGUAUUAAUUUAUUCGUGUGUUCAAAAAAUAUACCAAAGAUAUCGCUUAUUAAUAAAAAAAAGAAAACUC